AUGAAAAUCCUGGAACUCCACCUUCUUUCAUUCAGUCGAAAAUCGAUUUUAAAUUUUCUAAUUUUCUUUUUCUUUUUCGUUUGCGCAGUCCAUUCCAAGGAUCAGUGUUCAACUUCCUCUUGCGGCGACGGCAGGGUCGAUAUAAAAUAUCCUUUCAACUUAUCAGGCCAAAAACUGGAAAACUGUGAAUACAUCAAUCUGAAGUGCGUUAAUGAGAACAUAACCAGUAUAAAUCUUCCUUAUUCGGGAGAAUUUUACGUGCAGGAUAUCUACUAUGGUUUAAAAAUAAUACAGGUCUAUGAUCCAAGCAAUUGCCUUCCGAGACGGCUUUUGAAUCUGAAUCUUUCGUCGUCCCUUUUAGGGGCCAUAGAGUAUCAGGAGUACACAUUUUAUAGCUGUCCACAAGAUCUUCUCGAGUCCGAUUUCACAGUUAUUGAUUGCCUAAGUAACUCCACGAGUGCUACAGUCGCUACUUCCUUCGCGUCUCGAGAAUUGAUGGAAGGAGAGUACAUGUGCAAGCUAAUGUUUACUUCAUCAAUCCCAGUCUCGCCGAGUCAAUUGGAUCCCUGGGGAAGUUUUAGUAAUCUUCAGUUGGUAUGGAACGACCUUUCUUGCAAAGAUUGUGAAGGAACGGAUGGAUCAAGGAGUAAGCUAUCGAAAUUUCUUGCACUAGCCAUCAGUAUGCCAGGGAUUGUCAUAAUCUCCACAUUUUGCUGCUUAGCAUCUUGCAUGCAAUUGUUCAACUUGGUAAGAGACAAAUUUGGACUUUUUGGAACUGGAGCGCCACCACAAGCCAACAUGUUUCCCAGCAUAGUGCCGCCACAAGCCACAAUGUUUCCUGGUGAUGCACCGCCACAAACCACCAGUAGUGUACCAAUAGGCCUUGAUGACUCUAAAAUUAAAUCUUGUACAGAAUUAGUAGUACUGAAUGAAGGCCAAAGCAUUUCAGGGUCUGAGAGUAAUGCUUGCCCAAUAUGCUUAGAAGGGUACCGUCCAGAAGAGACAGUAAGGUGCAUAUCAGUUUGUAAACAUGGAUUUCACGCCAACUGCAUCGAACAAUGGCUAAGGAAGAACGGAACCUGUCCAGUUUGCAGGACGUUGGUUUCUGAUGAUGAACAAGUUGUCGCUCAAGACAUAUUAAUUACAACCCAUGUAUCUUAG
Molecule: messenger RNA, 1161 nt
Organism: Olea europaea var. sylvestris
Lineage: Eukaryota; Viridiplantae; Streptophyta; Magnoliopsida; Lamiales; Oleaceae
Product: putative RING-H2 finger protein ATL21A
Exons: 2
Coding region: 1-1161 (386 amino acids)
Molecular function (GO): polysaccharide binding
Source: RefSeq, a predicted model, not a curated record